Molecule: messenger RNA, 783 nt
Organism: Peronospora matthiolae
Lineage: Eukaryota; Oomycota; Peronosporomycetes; Peronosporales; Peronosporaceae
Source: the annotation of a GenBank genome assembly
AUGCGACGUCUGUCAUUGACCGCGAUGCCCUCGCGACGGAAGAAGCAGCAGCUCAAGCAGCAGCAGAAACAACUGCCGCAGCAGCAACAAGAGCUUGUGCGCGAGGACUCUGCCAGCAGCAGUCGCCAGUCCACGAGCAAGUGCAUGGACAGCCAGCGUUCGACGUCGAGCAACUUGAGCAUGCUCUCGUCCGUGUCGACCUGUCUGUCUUCGGACUCGCUCAUGUCGCUGGCAACAGCCACGAGUUCGUGCUGCGGUGUUAUGGAAGACUAUGGAGACGCGGACGAGCAGCUGGAAGCCAGCGAGUGCUGCGAACAGGGAUGGAUGUACUGGAAGAAGAGCAAGGACUGCUGGCUGAAAAUGUACGCGCGGCUGCGCAACGAGGUGCUAUGGCUCUCGAAAGGACCCGUGGGUGACGCUGUGGCUGUUAUUCAAAUUGCGGUGGCUGGUGUACGAGCUACGGACAUUGGCGGCAUCAUCGCGCGAGGCCCGGCGGGGGAGAGCAUGGAGCUCUUCGCUUACGACCGCGAGCGGACGAAUGAUUGGGUCGAUGCACUGUUUGUUGCUGCUCAACUCACGCAGUCGUACGAGCGCUCGAUAGCGAUCGAGCGAGCGCCAGCGGACAUCCCGCGCCGAGAAAUGAAAGAGCUGCGGCAAGUGUACUCGGGCACGCUGGUCAUUUACAACAAGGAGCAGAAGUCGCCGUGGAAGCAACGGCUGCGCAAUAAGUGUCGACGACAACUCGAGAAGAUCGUUGACCGCCUAGACACGACCAAGCGGUAA